This is a messenger RNA of Nicrophorus vespilloides, 1788 nucleotides long. RefSeq lists its product as uncharacterized. NCBI's taxonomy places the organism in Eukaryota, Metazoa, Arthropoda, Insecta, Coleoptera, Silphidae. The coding region runs from base 476 to 1720 and encodes 414 amino acids. Gene Ontology annotation, biological process: regulation of proteolysis; proteasome-mediated ubiquitin-dependent protein catabolic process. Gene Ontology annotation, cellular component: cytoplasm; nucleus. The record is from RefSeq and is a predicted model, not a curated record. Gene Ontology annotation, molecular function: ubiquitin protein ligase binding. The transcript has 6 exons.
GAGAACCGCAACAAUUCGAUAAAUGAGCUACUCAAACACAAGUUAAUCGUGUUAAUAGUAGUGCGGAGAGCGGCGGGCAUCUCACAUCACACAUAUAAUAUAACGCGUGCGGCCGCAGUUCGUUUGGCACAGGCAAUAGUAAAUAAACCAUGAGAGAGAAUUUUCACUAAGACACAUUAUUUUUACGAAAUAUCGCAUAAAUUUCCCCCCUCAAAACAUCGGUCCGCUAUAGUAGGGAAAAACGCGACGCACAACUGGAAAUAGAAGUUGUUCAAGCUCUGUAACAUUACUUUAUUUCAGUAUGCAUUUACAUAUCGAACAACAAACUGUACGCGAGUGAUUAUAUCUAGUUGUAACCGACAACAAAUAAAUUUAAGAUAAGUUAACAACAACAUUAGCAGCAGCAAAUAUUGGAUAAGAAUUGAUCUCGUUGAAGUAUUUUCAACCGCUUGAAGUGGUUAAGGGGAAAGUGAACAUGCAUGCCAUUAAGAGGGUUUGCUCGCAAUUACAUCCAAAUCGGGUGCCAAACAGAUUGAGAGGUCGUUCGAGGCCAAAACGCGAAACUCUCGACCCCAUCGUCGGCGCCGUCGAAGAGGAGCUCGAGGUACCUCAAGCAUCGGAAAUCGUAUUUCGCAAGAAGUGGCGCAUUAAGAAGUUCCACAAAACCAUAGCCAAACGCGAUUCCAUCGACAGUCCCGUAUUCCAUUGCUCCGUCAACGGCGUCACCACCUCCUGGAACAUAUCUAUAAGAUUUUGGAAAGGACCUAACGGAAAGAAGGUGCUGAACCCGUUAGUCGUUUGUUUAAACUUGACAGGAUGCGAGACGGAGGAAAUGAGUCAGGCUCGGGUCAGAUUCCAGUUCGGUGUUUGGGAUGCAAACAUCAGACAUUGGGAGUGCUGUCCCAUAGCCAACGUGGUGCUCAAUUUAGAGAACACCCAAGAACUACUCUCCGUAGGCUACAAGAGUUUAGGGAUAUUAGAUAGGCACAUAGACAAUGAUAACGAUGUUAGUAUUUUGGUUAAAAUACAGAUCAUCCAAACGGAAGAGGAAAGGCACAAUCUGUCUCAGGAUCUGGCAAGGAUCAUGAACAAAACUGGCGACGAAUACGUCGAUACUCUAGUUGAGUGCGGCGUUGAUCCCGAGGACAUCUUAAGAUCAGACGAUAGUCUGAAUUCCGAAAACAGCAGGGAAACCAAUCUCAAAGUGAACAGUCUGAUUAUAAAAGCGCGCAGCCCGAUGUUAGCAGUUAUGCUCAUGUCACAGAACGACAAUGAUCAAUUUAAGUACAAAUUGGAUUUAAAGGAAAUUAAUUAUAGCUUGGUGAAGGAGCUGUUCCGCUAUAUGUACACCGAUAAGGUGGAUGGUAUAGACGCGCUUUGCGGGAAACUGCUUUCGCUAAGCGUGAAGUUCUGCAUCCCUGGAUUGCAGACUCUCUGCGAAAGGGCUCUAUUGGAGACGAUCACACCUAACAAUGUAGCCAAUAUCCUUUUACUCGCCGACCAAUGCAAGUGCGAGAGCUUAAGAAAAGCUGCGCUCCAUUAUUGCGAGGAUUCCGAUACCAUCAAGGAUAAUGCCGUCAUUGGUAAAACCUUGGCUUGGAGAGUAAUGGAAAUGGUGAACCCGGAAUUGUUCUUGGAGGCGUGCGAGAGUAUUAAUAGUUCAUCCAGUAAUCUGGACAGUCCUUCUACUCCUGGUUCUUACAGCGACUUUGACGUUUAACUUAUGGUCACUCCUUUUAAUUAAGUAUUACAAUUUGUAAAUAUUUCAAAUUAUCACACACGCUUACU